Molecule: messenger RNA, 1320 nt
Organism: Trematomus bernacchii (emerald rockcod)
Lineage: Eukaryota; Metazoa; Chordata; Actinopteri; Perciformes; Nototheniidae
Exons: 6
Coding region: 141-1001 (286 amino acids)
Biological process (GO): regulation of apoptotic process
Source: RefSeq, a predicted model, not a curated record
AGGAAGUGCUUUCUCUGAUGCCAGUGUGCGUAAUCCGGACAGAGGGAAAACAAGACUUUUUGUUUCUACGUGGAAAACUUUUCUUUAGAAUUAUUUUGAUUCCUGCUGGUUUUGCGCGAUAAUCCACGCUAAUAAAGAUCAUGAAAAAACUGGAGUCCGUGAAGGCAAGACUCUGUACGUGGCUUUCAGAGGACCCUGAUUUUAUCCUCACCAAGUGUGGGAAUAUUUUACUCAUGAACGAGUUUCGGGAGGUACAAGAGCGAAGCAAUGCAUUAGAAAAGAUGGAAGUGCUUUUGAGUACAAUAAUUAAAAAGGGAGACGAUACCUGUCAAUCCUUCUUAGACAUCCUGGAGGAGAAUCAAGCGCACUACCAGCAACUGAAGCAGCUUUUCAACCCUGCACCUCAAAAGUCAGCUGCACCAACUGCGCACGCUGACAGUUGCAGUGUUGUUACCAUGAGAGAGAUAACAGAUGUAAAAUCAGAAACCCUCAACGUGGAGAUUAAAACGGAGAUGGAUCCACGGAGUUGGACAACUGGAACUGCUGUUGGACCAGUUCCCCAAAGAGAUUACACUGCUCUUAAUGGCAGUGUAAUCUGUGCUGACAAAAUAUCUGGUGUCAAUAGUGAUGUUCUAAACUUAUCAGUGUCUGUGAAAUCAGUGAAUACAGGUAGACGAGACACUGCCACCCCAUCAGUAGACGAGACACUGCCAUCCCAUCAGGGCCCGGCUGCCAAAAUGAUCAUUUCGAACAAGGUGAGACUCAUUGUCUGCCUGAGUGCGGGUCCAUCCUUCAUUUUGCAGAAUGUGCAACAAAAGAACAUCCUCUCACUUAGACAAUAUGGGAAUUUGAAAGAUCUCUCACAGCGAGAGGAAUUCGCCAUAGAGCUCAUCGACCAAGUGAUUAGCAAAGGUGAAAAGUCCUGCUCUCUUUUUCUUGAAGUUCUCAAACAGCCUGAUAUUCUUGAGAAUUAUCCGAAUCUCAACGAAAUCAAAUGGUGAUUAGCAGAAGUGGAAACAAUGUAUUAACAGUUAAGGUGAACAAGACAUGGGUGAUAUGAUGUUAUCUUGUCUUGUAUAUUUCAUUAUUAACUGUUAUUUUUUCUGAUGAAAAGUACAUAUUUGAAAUACAUCCUUUACGCAUAGUAGUAAGGAUGACACCCAAUAGUGUUUGCAUUUUAGGGGUUUUAGCUUACAAUUGGAAAAGGUUUUGGUAUUUUAAAUGUCCCCUAUUAUACUCUUUUUCAACAAUAUUUUAUAGAUCCUUAGAUAUAUACAAAACAUGCCUCUUUAUGCCUUUUAUUAUACAUUUUAGUUGUAC